Messenger RNA from Phoenix dactylifera (date palm), 823 nucleotides. Its product is annotated as Tetratricopeptide repeat (TPR)-like superfamily protein. Gene Ontology annotation, molecular function: protein binding. The record is from RefSeq and is a predicted model, not a curated record. Lineage: Eukaryota; Viridiplantae; Streptophyta; Magnoliopsida; Arecales; Arecaceae.
GGCAUACUUGUGAGGAGAGCGAAAUCCCCGCAAAACCGCGAGAAAGAAAUCUAAAAAUCGAAGAAUUGUUAUGAAAUUAGUGUGGAAGAAUCAGGCCAAUGGGGGGGAGGGGGGAGGGAAGAAGCGAUCUCGAUCGCAAUCCAUCUCUUUAAAUCCUAUUCUCCCGUUCGGAGCCGAGGAAGAGGAAAGAGGAGGAGAAGAUGGAAGGAAUUCCGAUGGCCCGAAAUCCCUAGCUAUUGGUUCAAGAGAAGACGACCCGAGGAAGCUCGCCGAAUCCUUCGAAUCUCAGGGGAAUCUGCUCGCCGAGAAUGGAAGGUAUUGUGAAGCUCUUGGGAAGUGGGAGGCUGCACUUACCCUGAUGCCUGAAAAUGCAAUACUGCAUGAACAAAAGGCACAAGUUUUACUUGAGAUAGGUGAUGCAUGGAAUGCCUUGAAAGCUGCAACACGAGCUACAGAGUUGGAACCCUCAUGGCUUGAGGCUUGGAUUACACUUGGUAGAGCACAGCUGAACUUUGGUGAACCUGAUUCUGCAAUCGAAAGUUUCGACAGGGCUCUAGCAAUUAAGCCCGGUUGUGAGGAAGUGCGGAUUGAUCGAGGAAGUGCUUUACAUUUGAUAAGGAAGCGAAAACAACUACACUCAUCAGGCUUGAGUACCGCUAAUACCCGUUUUAAGGUUGGAGAUAAUUCUGAAACUUCCUGAGGCUAUUCAGUUGUAGAUAUGUUGUGUAAUUUGAGCUUAGUAGAGAGCCAAGUAUUUGACUGUUUGUGAACCAAAAUAUUCUACAGACUUAGUUAAUUAAACCUCAGUUUGUUUAAGCUAGUA